Molecule: messenger RNA, 623 nt
Organism: Manihot esculenta (cassava)
Lineage: Eukaryota; Viridiplantae; Streptophyta; Magnoliopsida; Malpighiales; Euphorbiaceae
Product: ethylene-responsive transcription factor ERF096
Exons: 1
Coding region: 8-448 (146 amino acids)
Biological process (GO): ethylene-activated signaling pathway; regulation of DNA-templated transcription
Molecular function (GO): DNA-binding transcription factor activity; DNA binding
Source: RefSeq, a predicted model, not a curated record
CUUAGCCAUGCAAAAACACACUCACAUGGACGAGGACAAGGCAAAGGCUAAGGAAGGAGGAGAAGUGAAGUACAGAGGCGUUCGAAGGCGGCCUUGGGGGAAAUUUGCUGCGGAGAUACGAGACUCCACUCGCCAUGGAGCACGAAUAUGGUUGGGGACUUUUAACACAGCCGAGGAAGCUGCAAGAGCUUAUGAUCGAGCAGCUUAUGCAAUGAGAGGCCACUUAGCCAUUCUUAAUUUUCCUAAUGAGUACCCACUUACAAGUAGUGGCGGUUCUUCUUCUGGUUAUGGUUCUACAACUUCCUCUGCUCCUUCUUCUUCUUCUUCUUCUUCUUCCUUGUCCUCUUCACCGUCAAUGCAAAAUCAAGUUAUCGAAUUGGAGUAUCUAGAUGAUAGGCUGCUGGAAGAGAUGCUUGAGCAAGAAGAGCAUAGGAGCAAUAAGAAGUGACGUCUUUUUUUUUUUUUCAUAUAGAAGUAAUUUACUUAAGUGUUUAUCAUUUUGCUACGUAGCAACAAAUUGAAACCCACGAAAGGGUUUUUAUCUCUGCAUUCAAAACACAUUCCGCAUAUUAUUCUGGAAGAAGACAAGAAGUCAAGAACAAAUAAACUUCACAUUUUUCAAA